Erythranthe guttata (spotted monkey flower) is the source of this 846-nucleotide messenger RNA. The record is from RefSeq and is a predicted model, not a curated record. NCBI's taxonomy places the organism in Eukaryota, Viridiplantae, Streptophyta, Magnoliopsida, Lamiales, Phrymaceae.
GCAAUGACCGAUAAAUGGCAUCUUUUAUUUUUAAUUGUUCUUCGUUUUCAUGGGUACAGCUACACAAGACGGUUUGACAAAGUUGAACUAGACACGAUUGUUGAGACUGUCAGUGAUCUUCCAGAUCCAGUGCUUGAUCCCGCUGUUCAAGAAGCAUUUGAUGUGGCUUACGAUAAUAUUUAUGCUUUUCAUGAUGCACAAAAGCCAGUCGAGAAGAUUGCUGAGAACAUGGAAGUAAGCAGUGCAAUAUUUAAUUGCAAAAUCAUCCCCGUUUGUAUUUCCUCCGUGGGUCUUUAUUAUCCUGGUGGCACUGCUGUAUUGCCAUCAACUGCUCUGAUGCUUUCUGUGCCUGCUCAAAUUGCUGGCUGCAAAACCAUUGUACUUGCAACUCCUCCCGCGCAAGACGGCAGCAUUUGUAAGGAGGUUCUUUAUUGCGCGAAAAAAGCUGGUGUUACUCAUAUUCUUAAAGCAGGAGGUGCUCAGGCAAUUUCAGCCAUGGCAUGGGGAAGUGAAUCUUGCCCUAAGGUUGAAAAGAUAUAUGGGCCUGGAAACCAGUAUAACAGUUCUGUAUUUUUGGGUGAGUGGACACCAGAAAGCGUUGGAGAUUACGCAAGUGGGACGAAUCACUUUCUUCCAACUUACGGUUACGCACGUAUGUACAGUGGAGUCUCGUUAGAUUCGUUCUUGAAGUACAUCACCGUACAAUCACUGACAGAAGAAGGGCUUAGGAAACUUGGUCCUUAUGUAGCAACUAUGGCCGAAAUUGAAGGUCUCGAUGCCCACAAGAGAGCUGUCACUCUCAGACUUAAAGACAUUGAAGCUCGACAACUUUCUAAUCUCAGAUAA